GGGAGUUUUCGAAGCGGGAAAGAAGAUAGAACAACAAAAUAUUAUGGCAACAAAGUAAUCUUAGCUGAACCAAAAAAGUAAAAAGAUACUGUACUGAACUUUCGUGAAAAUCGGUUGUAACAAAUGUCAAUUUACGGAAAUAUAUUGUUUUACAAGCCCACAGGCUCUCACGAGGAGAAAACAAGGAUAUUCUAUUCUCCUCUCAAUUGAUAUUGAAUAAGAUGAAAUCUAGACGCACCCAAAAGUCUACAAAACCCCGUUUACAAGACCCCAAACUCGCUGAUAAGGGGCACAAGUCAGCUUCGAAGAGCCAUGCCAAACCACCAUGUGAAUCUUAUCCUGCCCAAAACAAGCCUUUCACUGGGAAACUAUUCUACUUAGAUUUGCCAUCAAACAGAAGAGCAGAGACAUUAGAGAACGACAUCAAAAGGUUGGGAGGGACGGUGGAGAAGUUCUUCAGCAAGGAGAUCAAGUACCUGGUGUCUAAUAAGAGAGAGGCCAGGUAUGUGCAGUGUCAGGGCCGCAACACACUUGUCCCCAGCCCUUACUCUGGGCACAGCUCCCCCCACCCUCGCCCCCGUCCUGGCAGCCACAGAGACGGCCUCAGAGGAAGCUCCCAGGGCCAGGCAGACAUGGUGGUCAUGAGCAGGGGCAAGUCUUUGGUGGAGAGAGUUGUAAAAGAGCAGGUGAGGAUACAGGUCAACGAGAUCCUGUCCAAUGCUCUGGAGUGGGGAGUGAAAAUCCUGUACAUUGAUGAUAUAAUAGCUUAUAUGGAAAAUAAGAAAAGGAAUGUUAAGUAUACUGCUGAAAAGCCAACCGCAACCACAGCUGCUGUCAAGAAAAGUGCCAAAGCAGAACCUUCAGGAAAACCAGCUUUCCAGAAGAAUAAAGGUGGAAGGAUCCGUAAGCCGUUUGUGAAGGUAGAGGACUCCAGCAGACAUUACCGUCCAAUUUAUCUGGCCAUGCCAAACAUGCCAGAGUUUAACCUGACGUCAGCUCCCCCCUGCAGUCCAUUCUAUGUAGAGGACCAGGAACACCCUGGGAAGAGACCUAAAGAGCACGGGAACCGAGGGGAGAGAGUGUCAGCCAGUGAGGAGAGGGGGCAGGACCGGACCAGGAGGAACAGAGAUAAGAAACGUGGAGGCUACUGCGAAUGCUGUACGCUCAAAUACAACAACAUCAAAGCUCACCUGCAGAGUGAGCAGCACAGGGCCUUCUCCAGGAGUGAUGAGUACCUGGUGGUGGACAGGCUCGUCUCCACACUGCCCUUCAACGUCAGACAUGUCAAAACAACACAAACACCAACCAGAAGGCCAAAGUACAGCAUAUCCUCCCUGUUGUGUGUUCCUGGACCCAGUAUACAGAUGGAGGAGGAGGAGGAGGAGAAGAAGAAGGAGGGAGGUGUGGAUACCAGAGAGCUGAAGGGAGAACUAAUGACCCUCUGGUCUACUACAGUGGAGACCCCUCUCUCCAAUAGUGUGGAAAACCCCUUGGAACAGCCUCAGAAGCGCAGCAGUGUAGCCCCUGUUCCCCACAGCAUCAGCGAGGGGGAGAAGAGGUGCUCUAAUGUCCCAGACAGACCCCAUCCCAAACACAGAUCCCUGUCCUGCAAACGACACUGCCGGCAGGGAUCCUCGCGCACGCACACCCAGAGGGCUGGGCUGAGUCCGACACCUGUGUCUAAUGCAGAGAGAGAUCCUUCUACCCAUGACUCUGACACCAACCCCAGACUCUCCCAACAGGGCCAGAGAACUAACACAGACAAAGAUGGCCGCUCUUCAUUUAAUCACACAGAGGAUUUACAGUGUGGCGAUCCAGCUGGACGUGUGAAGGUCCCUUCCAGUCAGCACGAGGUGGCAGGGCCUUCAGAACACCACAACAGAGCUUUCGUGGAGUGUGAACUGGGUCACAAUACGUUGGCUGGGGAUACUCUUCCCGGGAAUACUGGGGGUGUUCCGGAGCUUGAGGCAGGUGACACGCAGACACACACCCCUACUCCUGCCAGGACGUUACAGAGGAGGGUCAGGGAUUACAGACGAAAGAGAAGGAAAGUUGAGAAGCAGCAGACUGCUCAGGAGCAGGGAAAACUGACCGACGUUCCCAGCAGCUCUCUGCUGAACCUCUUACAGCUGUUCCACUCCAGUGAGGACAUGGAGUGGGAGUUCAGAGGCUUCCCCAGCUGUUUCACUCCAGUGAGGACAUGGAGUGGGAGUUCAGAGGCUUCCCCAGCUGUUCCACUCCAGUGAGGACAUAGACUGGGUGUUCCAGGCCUUCCACAGCUAGAGAGGAGAGCAGGGGGUGGGUUUAGGGUGACCCAGAAUCUCCCCAAUAUGAGCACUACCCUCUUACGGACUCACUGUGUGAACUUAUUGUAUGACAAUUUCAUGGAGUGCCAUAGCAGAUCUAUAUGGGAGCCCAUUGACUGUGGCUCUUUAAACCUAUGACUUCUAUAAAGGGAAUAGUUCCCUUCAGGUUGGGAGGGUGGUGGCGCAACACUGUUGUGUUGAUUUAACUAUGGCAGCUUUUAUUCUACUAGGCCUCUUUACCAUGACUGGUUUUAUCUGGAGAACAGGCUGGAGCACUAUCCUCAGUCCUGUACAACGCCUGCAUGUGUUCUGGUGUCGAGAGGAACUGCAUGGUUGUGUUUUUGGUAUGUGGUAUUGUAAAAAAUAUUUUUAAUUACAAAAAAAAAAUGGGAUACAACCAAAGGUCUUCUAUUGAACAGCCAUUACGUUUCUGUAUGUAUUGUACAGAUUAAAAAAGUAUCUACGUGACAUCUGUGUUUGAUAAAUGAAAGACUACCUAAACCGCUC
Messenger RNA from Coregonus clupeaformis (lake whitefish), 2813 nucleotides. RefSeq names its product protein DBF4 homolog A-like. Gene Ontology annotation, cellular component: Dbf4-dependent protein kinase complex; nucleus. Gene Ontology annotation, molecular function: nucleic acid binding; protein serine/threonine kinase activator activity; zinc ion binding. Bases 222 to 2246 code for a protein of 674 amino acids. The record is from RefSeq and is a predicted model, not a curated record. Gene Ontology annotation, biological process: positive regulation of nuclear cell cycle DNA replication; regulation of cell cycle phase transition. Lineage: Eukaryota; Metazoa; Chordata; Actinopteri; Salmoniformes; Salmonidae. The transcript has 13 exons.